AUGGCUGCUUCUGUUGAGCAAGAAAUCGAGCAAGUAGGCGAAGCUAUUGCAAGGGUGGAAAGAGAAAUUGAGGAGAUCAACGAAAUUCUCAAGAGCCCCACCAUUUCGGAUGACGACAAAACUUACCAUCGGCAAGAGAAAAGCCAGCUUCGGCAAAAGGAAAGCCAGCUUCGGCAAAAGGAAGACAGGCUUCGGCAAGAGAAGUUGUUGUUGAUUGAACGCACUCCAGUGCCAAACGCUGCAUUUGAUGUGACAAGGAUGGUACAAGCAAACAAUCCAAAUGAGAUGGCAAACAGACAACAAGAGCUUGGCCACCUAUUGGCUACUCUGGAAAAUCUGGAAAGGAAGACAAAUCUGCUGGAAACACCAACAACACCAUGGGUUGGCAGAAAGGCUACAAGAAAUUCCAUUGAAUGUAUUGUCGAAUCUAAUUUCUCUAAACGACAAUCGACAGACCAUGCCCAGUUUGCAUUCCUUGUUGCAUCUGGUCACGUACGAAGUGGCAAGACAAGGACUGGAAUUGAGUUACCAGGAAUCAUCGACAGGGUCUUUGAGUCUAAGUCCCUCGAUCAAAAGGUUCUUCCAACUGUAUAUCUGAAGAUAGAUUUUUUGAAUGGUUCAAAAUUCAACGCGCAAUUUGAUACGCCCCGUCGAGCACCAAGCGAGGCACUUGGAGGCCGUUUGCUGUUGUCAUACUUCGAUAUUUCUGUUCUACAACCGAUUUCACAUGACUUUGUCAUGGGACAAAUUCUACGGCAUGUGCUGCGACACAAUAAAGCAGAAGCAAACGUUGUUGUUCCGGUCGUCAUUCAUUUUGACGAACAUGGCGAAUUCAUUGCAGAUCGUAACAAAUCGGAGAAUAACAGUGAUGGGAGGAAUUUCUUUUUGAAAAUGUUGCAAUGCCUAGGGUCACUUGCUACUUCGAAUGAUUCAGCAGUCCGUGAUUGGCACAGAGCUGGGAGUUUCUUCCUUGUCCCAAUAACCACUGGGACGUCAAGCACUGACGCCAAUUUCACGGAGCUGAGCAAAUACCAAGUUCAUCACUUGGCGUUGCCUGUCUUGGAUACAGCCACCAGAAAAAAAAUGGCAGCGGAAUGUUUGCAGGGGAAUGCAAAUGUAGACAAAAAUCAGAUCAGCAACAUCCUUGAGAAUGAUUUAUUCCAAGUUGCCCUGGCGGAUACUGGAGGGCUGCCUGGAUUGGUUGAAUUUGCUUGCGAAUACAACUUUCAACAGGGCAACAGCUCACCAGUUCAACAUCUCCAUUUGAAAGUGGCAGCGUAUGUUAACAAGAAAUGGGACGCAAAGAUGAAAUCGAUUGUUUCGGCUUCCCUUUCGAGGAUCAGGGUCUCCAAUGCCUUUGUUCUCAUGGCUGGGACGGACACCACUUUCACCGUGCAAAGCGCCUUAGAUGGAGGGACCAUUUUCCUACAGAACCAUGAAAUUCGGCUCGCUCCCGCAGUGCUGGGAAAAUUCACCAACGACAAUGAUAUGUUGCAUUCGCUUAUACUGAAGGCGCCUACUAGAGCCGAUCCAUGGACGUGGCAGAGUUUCGAGAAAGUCCACUUGCUCUAUCUGGCCGCCACAAUGGGUGCCAUGGUCAAAGAACGAGAGCAAUUUAAGGACAUUUCUCUGAGGACCUAUCUACGGAACCUCCAACCUGCUGGCAAUUCUUACCUGUCCCAAAAGCUGGUCCUGCCCUUGGAGUUUCAAAGCAACAAUUAUAUAGAGGAUGAAAGACAGUGCAUCUCGAACCAGAAAAUUCGUGUGACCACAGAAGAUCAUGCGCAUGUUCAUCUUGCUAAAGCAGGCACACCGAUUGUGGAUGGGUAUCUAAACGUAAAGGUUCUUGGUGGUAAAAGACUGACCAUAUUUCUGCAGUAUAAACACAGCGAGCUACUGUCAUCGAACGCAAGGGUGAAUGUUUCACACAUGAAUGAGGCUGCGCAGAAUCUUGAUCAUUGCUUGGACCCACAGCAUGGAUGGGAUGUGGAGGGGGACUGGAUAUUUGUCUGGGUGACAAAUAGAGAGGUGAUUCAGGAUGUUGAAGCAAUACAUGAACGGCUACUAUGGGUCGACAGCAACAGUCUGUGUGAACAUUGUCCUCUGAUUGGCGAGCGUGGUUUGGUGGCAAGAGAAAAUACUUGA
Cylindrotheca closterium is the source of this 2145-nucleotide messenger RNA. The record is from the annotation of a GenBank genome assembly. NCBI's taxonomy places the organism in Eukaryota, Bacillariophyta, Bacillariophyceae, Bacillariales, Bacillariaceae.